UUUUUGUCCAGUCCUACCGUAAACUACUUCAAUUUAGUUUUCAUUUCUACGUUAUAUUAUAUUUUCGAUAAAUUUAUCUUAUAAUUAAAUUAAAACAUUUAUGUGCUACCAUCUAAUUAAAUUUCUAGAUCCGUCACAAGUCUCUCAGAUUCUCUCUCCUGCCUCGCAGUCUCCACAUCAAGAUGAAGGCUCUGCUAUUACCACCAUCAAGGACAAAUUAAACAAACCUCCAAACGCAAAGGAGUUUGAGUUGGGGGAGAGCUUGCCUGGUGUCGCCUUCUCCUCUCUCUAAGGUUAAGCUUAAUUUACGGACAUGUGAAGAUACUUGCUUUUGCCUCAUCAAGGCCAUGUUAGCCAUUACUUAUCUCUUCUCUUCUUUGCCUUUGUGAGCCCUUCUAAAUCUUCAGAAUUACAAAUCAAGAAAGAGAGAGAGUGAGAAAAAAAAAAGGAAAGUCUUUGGUAUUUUCAGAUAGGAAAAAAUGUGGUUGCUUUGAAGUAAUCAGGUGCUUGGGUAAAUGCUUGCUAUGGAUUCUUUGAAUGGAUACCGAUUAGAACCCAAAUGGGAAAUUGAUCCUCAACUUCUCUUUGUGGGCCCAAAGAUUGGCGAAGGAGCUCAUGCCAAAGUAUACGAGGGAAAAUACAAGAAUCAGACAGUUGCAAUAAAGAUAAUUCACAGAGGAGAAACGCCAGAAGAAAUUGCAAAGAGGGAUUCAAGAUUUCUAAGAGAAGUAGAAAUGCUCUCAAGAGUUCAACACAAGAAUUUGGUUAAGUUCAUUGGUGCUUGCAAGGAGCCUGUAAUGGUGAUAGUUACAGAACUUCUUCAAGGCGGUACACUGCGUAAAUAUCUUGUAAACUUGAGACCAGCUUGUUUGGAGACUCCUGUGGCUAUUGGUUUUGCGCUUGAUAUUGCUCGUGGCAUGGAAUGCUUGCAUUCCCAUGGGAUCAUUCACCGUGAUCUCAAACCUGAGAAUUUGCUUUUAACUGCAGACCACAAAACAGUAAAACUAGCAGACUUUGGAUUAGCAAGAGAAGAGUCACUGACUGAGAUGAUGACGGCUGAGACUGGAACAUACCGAUGGAUGGCGCCUGAGUUGUACAGCACGGUAACUCUUCGAUUAGGAGAGAAGAAGCAUUACAACAAUAAAGUGGACGCAUAUAGCUUUGCAAUCGUUCUCUGGGAACUUUUACACAACAAAUUGCCUUUUGAGGGAAUGUCCAAUCUCCAAGCAGCAUAUGCAGCCGCCUUUAAAAAUGUGAGGCCAAGCGCUGAGAGCUUGCCAGAGGAUUUGGGAGUCAUUGUAACAUCAUGCUGGAAUGAGGAUCCGAAUGCUCGGCCAAACUUCACUCAGAUCAUUCAGUUACUACUUAACUAUCUCUCCAAAGUUGGAUCUCCAGCUUUGUCCGCUAUUCCACAGAGGAUUCUAGCUUCUAAGAACUCACUAUUGCCACCGGAUUCUCCUGGAACAAGCUCUUUGAUGGCUACCAAGCUUGAUGAAUGUGGGGAAACUCCAAAGGCUAAAACUGAAGACAAACGAAAAGGUUUGUUUUUCUGCUUCAAUCAAUGUUAUUAACACCUUUGAUCAGAGAGAGAGAGAAACAGUUUUUGUUUUGCUCUGGAUUAGUACCAGAGAUUUGGUAGACCACUUAAAAUGAUGAAUUAAUGAUGUAAUAACAUCCUCCCUCUAUGAAUUUGGAGAAGAAAAAAAAGAAUUGUUUAUCUAUAUAAAUAAAACAGCUAUGUAAUUGUGAUGAAUUAAAAGUAGAAGUAAAGAAGAAAAAUGUAUUUUUAAGUUCA
Molecule: messenger RNA, 1795 nt
Organism: Brassica napus (rape)
Lineage: Eukaryota; Viridiplantae; Streptophyta; Magnoliopsida; Brassicales; Brassicaceae
Product: serine/threonine-protein kinase STY13
Exons: 7
Coding region: 516-1571 (351 amino acids)
Biological process (GO): protein phosphorylation
Molecular function (GO): protein kinase activity; ATP binding
Source: RefSeq, a predicted model, not a curated record